AUGUUUGCUGGUCGGAGACUCAACACAGUUCCCAGGCUGUUGAAAGCACCAUCAACUCAGCUUCGAUACGCCAGUCAAGCAUCUUCCGAAGCGCGUCUCAACCGACCCAUCGACUUCAAAAAGACCGCCGUCCUCCACCAAUCACAGAACAGUGCCAGGACUGCCUAUGGCCUCUCUCAAGAUGCACCGGUCGACUGGGUGAACCUGCAUGGUGCCAUCAAUGUCUCUCUCCAUCAUGCUUUGAAGAGCGACGAGAAUGUGCUUCUCUUUGGCGAAGACGUGGCCUUUGGCGGCGUCUUUCGAUGCUCAAAGGGCUUGACGGAUGAAUUUGGCACCAGUAGAGUGUUCAAUACUCCCCUUUCUGAGCAAGGGAUUGUCGGUUUCGCCAUUGGCUGUGCGGCCGAGGGCAUGAAACCUGUCGCAGAAAUCCAGUUUGCAGAUUACGUCUUCCCGGCAUUUGAUCAGCUAGUCAAUGAGGCCGCCAAAUUCCGGUACAGAGAAGGCGCGACGGGCGGCAACUGUGGGGGCCUGGUGGUGCGAAUGCCGUGCGGCAGCGUCGGCCAUGGCGCUCUCUACCACUCUCAAAGUCCCGAAUCACUAUUCACACAUGUGCCCGGUCUACGGGUCAUCAUGCCUCGAUCACCCAGCCAAGCAAAGGGACUGCUCACGGCGUCCAUUCUUCACUCCCACGACCCGGUCAUCUUCAUGGAACCAAAAGUGCUCUACCGGGCUGCCGAGGAAUUUGUGCCCAGAGACCCAUACACGCUACCACUGGACAAGGCAGAAAUACUGAAGCAAGGCAAAGAUCUGACAGUCAUCUCCUACGGCCAGCCGCUGUACCUUUGCUCCGCCGCUAUUGAAGCCUUGGAGAAGGAAAUCAAAGGUCUGAGUAUCGAACUCAUUGAUCUGAGGGCCAUAUAUCCCUGGGAUCGAGCCACUAUUAUGGAUAGCGUGAACAGGACCGGGCGAGCAGUUGUGGUGCAUGAGAGCAUGUACAACGCAGGUGUGGGAGCCGAAGUCGCCGCAAGUAUCCAAGAAGGGGCGUUCCUUCGACUGGAGGCUCCUGUGGCCAGGGUCACGGGCUGGAGCACGCAUCCAGGGCUAAUCUUUGAGAAAUUCAAUAUUCCGGAUAUUACGAGAAUAUAUGACACAAUCAAACGAACACUGGAAUAUUGA
Molecule: messenger RNA, 1176 nt
Organism: Fonsecaea multimorphosa CBS 102226
Lineage: Eukaryota; Fungi; Ascomycota; Eurotiomycetes; Chaetothyriales; Herpotrichiellaceae
Exons: 2
Coding region: 1-1176 (391 amino acids)
Biological process (GO): branched-chain amino acid catabolic process; response to nutrient
Molecular function (GO): catalytic activity
Source: RefSeq, a predicted model, not a curated record